Bicyclus anynana (squinting bush brown) is the source of this 3101-nucleotide messenger RNA. RefSeq lists its product as uncharacterized. Lineage: Eukaryota; Metazoa; Arthropoda; Insecta; Lepidoptera; Nymphalidae. The transcript has 5 exons. Bases 107 to 826 code for a protein of 239 amino acids. Gene Ontology annotation, biological process: regulation of apoptotic process. The record is from RefSeq and is a predicted model, not a curated record.
CACAAAAUAAGCAAGGUCACUCAUGUUUAGCGUCUACCAUUCCUAGUACUGGUACCAAGGAAACAAGUGUAGUGAACUUAGUUUUAAUUCCUUCAGUCGAAACGUUAUGGCAUUUGCCCCACCGAGAGCUGUUGGAGCACGCAGUGUCCAAUCCCUAGAAGAAUACAACACUCCAAGAGCACCGCUCAGGCGACAAGUAUCACUAGAUGAGGAGAGAAGAGAUGACUGUCAAGGCCACUGGAGAGGACCUUACCUUGAGGGUGAGGAAGAGGAAAAGGGGGUGAGGUUAUUCAGAGCAAUGCUGUUACAGCAUCUGAGACUUGAAGAGUUGCGCCCUCCGCCGUGUAUGAUCGCGUCUGCUAAUCCUGAUCAGAGGGGCUGGUGGAUGUACUGGAGAGACUGGAGAGCUCUGGAGCGCGCUGCUCGAAGGUUCCGGGAAACGAAGGCCAGAGCGCGAUUAGCGUCCAGAGCUGAGCACAUUCCUCUUUUAUGUCUAGAUGAAGUAGAGUUUGAAGACAUUAUGCAAGAGAUAUGUCAGGCUUGUGUCCACAUAGAGCAGCGUGCUUUAGUGGUGAUGGCAUUUCUAUGUGAGGUGGUGGCCCGAGCUGUGAGAGUAGGUGGAUGGUGUCGAGCAGCUGACUGGGCUGCCAGACACGUGGCCCAGUGCGCCACACCGUGGGCCAUCAGGCAUGGAGGAUGGAGUGCUGUAGUGGAGCGAGCAGGUGGUUCGCGAAGAGAAGAUACUCUUAUAGCUGGGGCAGCAAUUGCAGCACUGCUGGCGUUUUUAUUAUUCUGUCGUACCCGUCUACGUCAUGCUCUUCUUUAAGUUUUGGUGGUGAUGAGGUUGUUCUUUAUCUAUGUUCCAAAUCCUCGUUGACGACGGACGGAGACUACGUUCUGGAGAAGCUCAAAAGGGUUCUGGAGACUUAAGGAUUCAAAUUUCAAAGCAAGCAGUUUCAAAUCUCACCUAUGGGUCUAUUGAUCUUAGCUGAAGAUAAACGUUUGUGGCGGAAAUUGAAUAUUAUAUGCCUACAAGAAAUCAUGCAAAAAUACAAGAUACAAUUGAUUUGCAAACUAUUUGCAUUUAAGAAAGACAAACUUGUUGGUCUUGUGUACACUAUUGAUAAUACUAAUUAUUGUAAAUGCUCGUUAAAAAUUAACUACGUUUAUGAAAACUUAAAUAAAUUAUUUGAAGUGCUUGGACGGAAAUUAUGUUUCCCUUUCUAUUCAAAUUGUGUAUAUGAAGCUAUUUAUAGCAAGUUUUUAUUAGUCUCUUCAGCUAUAUUGAAUAACUUGAAACGUUGUAUUUUGCUGAUAUAUUUUAUCUAUAAUUAUCGUGAUUGAACUGACUUACUGCUAGGGCUAGUUAGGUCAUUUGUGUAACUGUUUGGUGUUUCUUAUUUAGAAUCAAAUCACUAAACUUUUUUUAUUACUUCCAAGGUACGAGACUCUAUUUUAUAUUCACUAUGAAAACCAACACGAAAGUUUUUCAAUAUUAAACACUGAAUAAGUAAAAUGGUCUGUUUAGGAGAAAGAUCUUAAGGUGUAAACAGUUGUACACAAAUCUUUUAACUCAACCAUAAUGGACUUAUCAGUAUUUUCUGUUUUUAAAUUUAGUUCAAUUUACGCAACGUUUAUUCCUAAGAUGUUCGUAGUUUUAGAAAAGUCGAUUUUGUUUAGGUAACCUAGAGAUUUGUGUACAAUCGUCCCAACUGAAUAUUUUUGAAUGUUUUGAUGAUGUUUUUUAGUUAUUGUUUUGUUCUGCAGUUGAUCGUCAUCGUCGAGCGAGAAGGUUUACAUUUAUACGUUUCUUUCUUCUUUAUUGUUAUUAUUUUCUACUGGUCAGAUAUUAUCGUGUUUGUAACCGAACCCUUGGUCAUUUUCUAAUUGUUUUAUGUACUACUUGAUUAAAUAUUGAUAAGUUAAAUAUAACAUAACAUGAACUUCAUAGAUAAUGCGUAGAUUAUCUAGAUAGGUACUUUUCACUAUAUUAAUUGGAGGAAUGAGAAUAAAUUUAUUUAAAAAAACGCCAAAAGUAUAGAAAAAAGAUAUCGUGAUGAGAUAUUGUGUUUUCAUUUCCAAUAAUUGUUCCAAGUUACUAUGUAACUCUUAAGGAAACUUUGUCUCUAAUCGUGUGUUUAUUUAUAUAACUAAAUUUACUCAUGCUUUUCUCAAGACUCUGUUAUUCAUUAUGCUUGACCGUCCGAAAAAUUGAUUCAAAUAACCGUGUUACUAUAUUUAGUUCGUUAUACCAGCGUUGCAUAUUAAAUGUGUGUGACAUUAAAUAGGUUAAAUAAUUAAUGUUGUCUGUAUACAUUUUCUUUCUAUGGUUAUAAAUAUUUCAAGUACUUGCUUCGAUACUAAAAUCUUUAUGCUUAAGAAUUAUCAUUUUGCAUAUUGAUGCAUCCAAGUAAUUAAUAUGUUCGCGUUUAUACUUUUAACAAGCUUUUAUUUAUCUUGACGCUUAUUAAGCUAGUAUUUUUUUUAUCCGUGGGUAAAAUCUUGGAUACUAAAUUAGAACCAUUUCUUAACAUUUUGUUCGAUUAAAUUUGCUACAAUACGCGUGUCUUCGCGUUCGCUGACUGCAGUAAUUACCUCAGAGUUGGUCUGAUAGCGGUGUACGUUGCCAUAGGAACUCUUGAAAUAAAUUGAAAAAAUUGGCAGUUAUAGAGAGGACUUCCGAUUGCUAUCGGCAGUCUAGUCUUCACUGCUGGGAUAACUUAUAUACUGCUAUAAGCAUGUCCAUCCAAAAAGUGUGGUUCAUAACUUGGUAAAGUAUCAGGUGCUUAAAGUUGCAUUUAUAUAAAAGCUUGUUCUUCUUAAUAUAUUGUCAAAUAUAAUUUUUACAUAUUUUGUAAUAUGUCACUGAUUUUGUAACUUAAUUUUUAAUCUUAUUUCGUUAAGUGAAUAAACUUAAUCAUUACCAAUUUUGUCAUUGUGUUAGUUACUUAGCUUGUGUCUUGUCAUUGAUGUUUGAAUUUAAUUAGUUAGUAAAUAAUUAUUGUCUAUAUUCCUAUUUAUUAAUAAAUGUUAUUCAUUCAGAUUUUAUAAAGAGGUGUAGUAUGUAAUACAAAAUUAUCAUAUUUUUAUGUACUUGCUGG